This is a messenger RNA of Zea mays, 2177 nucleotides long. RefSeq names its product Tubby-like F-box protein 6. The record is from RefSeq and is marked provisional. NCBI's taxonomy places the organism in Eukaryota, Viridiplantae, Streptophyta, Magnoliopsida, Poales, Poaceae. Bases 604 to 1914 code for a protein of 436 amino acids. The transcript has 4 exons.
CGCACCGGCACUGGAGGCGAAAUUUCAUUAUUUGGCGCACUGGAGCGGGGGGAGAGAGAGAGAGAGCUGGAAGGUGGAAGCAAAAAUCCAGAGUCUAUAGAGGGAGGAUGGAGAUCUGGAGCUCCUGGGGAGCAACGAGAAGCAGCUGGAAAAUCUCAUGGUAACGGUUGGCAGAGGGGGUCCUUGAUCUCUUCCUGAGCUGGAGGACUCCAUCUUUCGAGCCGCGGACCCGGAGAAACUUGGAUCUCUAGGCCAUCCAAGGGAAGGUUUACUCAUUCCUUGCUGGUAGCCUACUGCAUUGCUGCCUGCCCUCAGAUCCGAGCUGCCGCAAGAAGAAAGGUGGAAUCUUUGCUCGCCUUCUGGACAAAUCCGUCCAAAUUUGGGGGUUUCUUGAGCUGUUCUUGGGAGCGCCGUGCUUCAAGUUUUUUUGGGGGGAAAAUGUCGUUUUCUUUGCCGGGGUAGAUGCGGGAGUGAUGUCGACCACUUUAUGAGCUUUCCCCCUGCUAUUUUGGGGUUUAGAUUCGCUCUAGUUAUGGCGGAUCUUGACAUGGAGCAUUAGGAGUUUCUUUCGUCGAAGGCGGAAGGAGCUUGCUGUAAGCUGCAAUGUCUCUCAAGAGCAUUGUGCGGGAGCUGAAGGAGAUGAGGGACGGUAUCGGGAGCAUGUCGAGACGCGGCGGCAGCGGCUCCGACGGGCGUGCCUUCCACGGCCGCUCGGGGUCGCGGCAUUCUUGGCCCAGCCUGUGGGCGGAGCAGCAACAGUCGCAUCGGCAGGGCCAGGGCCUGGGUCCGGGCCCGGAGGGGCCGCAUCAUCAGCAUCAGGGGCGGUGGGCGAACUUGCCUCCGGAACUGCUGCUGGAUGUGAUACAGAGGGUGGAGUCCAGCGAGGCGACGUGGCCGGCGCGGCGCCAGGUCGUGGCAUGCGCAGCCAUUUGCCGAUCAUGGCGCGAGGUCACCAAGGAGGUGGUGAAGACGCUCGAGGAGUGUGGCAGGAUCACCUUCCCCAUAUCCCUUAAGCAGCCGGGGCCUCGUGAAAUGCCGGUCCAAUGUUUUGUGAGGAGGGAGAGGGCAACAUCCACAUAUCUACUCUACCUAGGGCUCAGCCCAUCUAUGAAUGUGGAGAAAGACAAGUUAUUGCUUGCUGCCCGUAAGGUCAGGCGUGCCACAAGGACUUAUUUUGUGAUAUCACUGGUCUCUGAUGAUUUCUCUCACUCUAGUAGCACCUACGUUGGCAAACUGAAGCCAAACUUCCUCGGCACAAAGUUCACAAUCUUCGACAGCCAGCCUCCUCCUGACGCUGUAGUGCUACCAAACAAUAAGACAAGCAAAAGGCAGUCCAAGCAAGUAUCACCGAGACUGCCGCUAGGCAAUUACAAUGUUGCUACAGUCACGUACGAGCUCACCGUCCUACGCAACAGGGGUCCAAGGAGAAUGCAAUGCACCAUGCACUCAAUACCAGCUGAGUGCAUCCAGGAGGGCGGGAAGGCCCCUACCCCUACAGGCGCCAUCCAGUCGCUUGACGAGCCAGUGUCGUCCACCUUACCUAGUGCCAAAGGGAAGGAAGUGGCUGUAGAAUUCUCUUCGACAAGCCUCAGCGCCGAUCUGUCUGGACCGGCCUGCGUGAACGGAACACCUCUAGUGCUGAAGAACAAAGCUCCUCGUUGGCAUGAGCAGCUGCAGUGUUGGUGCCUCAACUUCCGGGGGCGUGUCACCGUCGCGUCAGUGAAGAACUUCCAGCUCGUCGCCUCUGUUGAUCCUUCCCUAAACAUCCCCGCAGCGGAGCAGGAGAAGGUGAUCCUCCAGUUUGGGAAGAUAGGCAAGGAUAUAUUCACCAUGGACUACCGGUACCCACUCUCGGCGUUCCAGGCCUUUGCGAUCUGCCUGACCAGCUUCGACACCAAACCGGCCUGCGAAUGAUUGACGGUAGUUUAAAAUCGCGGGUGGAGUCUUGUGUACGUCCGUGUUCUUCCAGGGCGAUGUAAAUUCUUUAUCUUGCCAUGCUGGGCCUCUGCUGCCCAGGCGAAAUGGUAGCUUGUGAGGUGGAGAUGAGCGAUAGCAUCUGUACCAUAGGAAGAGAUUUGAGCGACCUUGUUUACCCAACUGUUAUAUGUAUUAUUGCUGGGAUGUUUGGCUGUGAAAUAUCACUGCCGUAUCGAUAAUGGACGUUGACCAUUUUGCUC